AGUACAGUGAACAUCGCCAUGGUUCCCUUCCGCUCCUAGCCCACGGUGUUCGUUAUCAUCGCAUGGAGUGCCCGUGGUGCAGUUGAUCGUAUGUUCAUCAGCGCCGAGCCCAGCCGAGCCGAGCCGAGCAGAGCGGAGCUCAUAGUGCUGUAAGAGCGUCCCUGUCGCUCGCCGUCAAUCUACUCUUGUCCGCCAUGGCCGGCGCAGAUGUGCAGGACGUCACGAUAGCUCCAUACGAGGACGCGUCGAGCGACGAGUUGUAGCAGCAGCGAGUAGGUGGACGACGCACGACGCUGCAGUGAGAGCGAUAAAGAGAGGGAACAGGCUCAGUCGCGCGGUAGUUGCUGAGAGCAGAUUUGGUGGACUGAAAAGUGGCUAGCAGCGAAUACCUACUAAGCAUUGGGUGUUAGUAGAAAGUCGCAGAGGUUCUGUGACGAAUUGUUCCGUCGCUUCGAGACGGACUACGGAAUAGUGUCGUCGCAUACGAUUCUGAUAGACUGAUCGUAACCGAGUCGUCGCGAAUCUGAUAAACAGCAUCUCGCAUCAUGGGGAGCAAUCACCGGCGACUGUCACCACUUCGUCGCCGAGUUACACCAUGCGGUUACAGAUGCCUCCCUGCUUCGCCGUGCUUCCCGCUGCUAUGUCUCCUCCUCGCGCUUCCACUCGCAUCAACCGCCGCGACUGCCGCCGCAACUGCCGGAACGCCGGUUAUAAUAGACGCGACGCUCCAUCCAGUCACAGGAUCGCCCGGAUCGCUCAAUUCUGCGCAGCCGGCGCCGUCGGUGCCGUCGAGAUCGGGCCAAAGCGGACAGAUUUCGAUGCUCACCGUAGUCUCGGGCUGCCCGGACGAACGUUUUUCCUGCCCCGCGCCCGUGACCGUGGUUUCGCCGAGCAGCCGUGCCGCGAGCUGCCUCCGUAUCCCGCAAUUCAGGGCGACUCGGUCGUUCAAGAUUGAUUGGCUGGGCGAGUCGAUCGUUUCCGCCGCGCUCGCUGCUGCUGGAGCCGCAAGCAACGCGACGGAGACGAGUGUUGGCGUUAUGAGCACCCCCGCUAAAAGCACAUCUGCUUCAAGCAGACUAGACGGAACGCAGUCUGGGCAAUCGAGCGGCGUGCGGACUUACAUCUGCCAGUCGUUAGUCUUCUGGUCGUCCGUCAACUGCUCGCCGCUAGAACCGUCUUUCGCUGUCGCCAUGCGUAACUGGAGUGAUUUGAUCUCCACCGUCCGAUCCACUCCGCAAUGCUCAUCCAACGGAUCAUCCUCAGUUGCUUCCCCAAAUUCCGGAUCGGCGGGAGAAUCCGCCGCGAAGCCAUCCAGCAAAGUGGCUCUCGAAUCGCGUGGAGUCACCAGCGCGGAGGCUGACUCAGCGCCGGAACAUGCGGCGGGUCCCGCGGGAGCCAGGCUACGAGGAGGGAUCGACACAAUUAGGGUGGCGGGAGGAGCGAUCGGAGCGCCGUUUUCCGCGCCGCAGCAGAUGGGAAUAAGAUCUAUUAGUUGCGAGACACUACAGCCUAUCGAUGCUUCUACGUUCACGCUGCUCUUCUCCUCUCCCGCGCCUUGCGCUCCGCCUAGUAUUGGCUCUCCCGCUCCCCCCACUGCCGGAUCUUCCGCGCCUCCUUCAGGAAGCCGCGCCUCCGCAAUUCCUGGUAGCGCGACAGGUAUUUCUGCCACGUCAUCGUCAUCUAUCACGUCGACCACGUAUUCCUCCUCCCAGCCGGUCCCCGCCAACGAAACUGCCACGUCAGCCAGCGCAUCGUCCGACACCCUCACUCUGUUCGCGUUAGCAGUGGCCGCGGUACUAGCGUCCGUGUGCGUGCUCGCGUUUGUCGGAGCCGCGUUCUACUUCGCCCCUGAAUCUGCAAUGCGGACCGCCGCCGCCGCAGCCGCCGCCGCAACCGCCGCCGCGUCCAUAGCCGCGGAAAUCGCCGCGUCUACCGCAAGGCAUGCGCGCAGCGGGCGCAGGGACUCUCGGAAUUCCCCGGGUUCCCCCGAUCCCCGCUCCAGUUCCUCCCCCUCCGCCCCCCUGCGCUCCUCCCGCUCCCCUUCGUCCUCGUCUUCAGCCUCCUCGUUAUCAUCACUAGGCGCUUCCGCUUCUUCCUCCUCCUCCUCCUCAUUAGACUCCCGCUCCUCCCGCUCCCCUUCCCAAAGCAGGGGAGGGCGGGGGGAGGGGGACAGGUCGGGCGGGCACGGAGGGGAUGAGGGGAGGGGAAGGGGCAGCGGCGGGCGGAUAGAGGUGGAGCAGGGGGGGGUAAUGGAGAGGAGGGGAAGGGGGACAGGCGGAGACAUAGGCACAGGCACAGGCAGCUAGAUAGACGCAUGGAGAGGCGAGGGGAGACCGAGAGGGAAGGGAAGGGGGAGAGACGGAAGGAAAAGGAGGCGUUGAGAAGAGGGGGAGGGGCAGAGGGGAGGUGCCGUGGGUGCGGGAAGCAGGAGGGGUUGGAAAAAUGGAAAGAAACGACGGAGACAGGAUGUCUUGAUGGAGCUGUAACGGGUGUUGCUGUAACGGGUGCUGCUGUAACGGGUGUUCUUGUAACGAGUGUAGUGCAAGGGAGUACCGAGGAGGGUGGAGACAGGGAAAGGAGGUCAGGCGGGGUCCAGAAUGGAGGGGGGAGAGGAGGGGUGCAGCUGAAACGAGUGUUCUUGUAACGAAUGUGAGGGGGCAAGAGGAUGGGGAUGCAGGUGGAGGAAUGGAGAGAGAAGGGGGGGACGGAAGGGAGGGGAGGAGCAGAGAUGGGAAUUCGUUGGUCUAGUGGGUUUCAUCGGGAACAGAAGCAGAAGGUUCUAAAGGUAUGGGGCAGGUACUUUGGUUUAUCCUGCCAAGGUUUGAGAUUCGGUUUGAAGUGGUGAUCAGUGUUACCCACCCUAAACCCUGGUGGCUAAUCUGGUUGAGUGGUGUGCUGCUGACAGAAAGGGACCGUGCCUUUCUCGGGCACUCCGUCCGUCUGAAGCAGAUGGGUUGCAGAAAACUGCUGCUGUGGUCAGUAUUGUCACCAUUGGUGUCAGUAUCAGGGGUUCCGUGACAUGGGGGUGAAUGUCUCAACUCUCCAUUGCACCUGAAGAGUAAACUCAUGUCUCAUGACAGGGAUUUAUGACUUCCUAACAAGCUGGAAUAGCAGCAGCUGCCUUGAUGCGUCUCUAUUUAUUUGCCGUACCGGGUGCGAUCUUUAUUGUAUGGCCCACAUGGUUGUAGGGAGGAGGCAGUUUCGUAGGGUAGGUAACAUUGAUUUGCUUGGCAGUAUAAUGGAAGUACAAGUACAAUAAAUUAUU
Closterium sp. NIES-67 is the source of this 3265-nucleotide messenger RNA. The record is from the annotation of a GenBank genome assembly. NCBI's taxonomy places the organism in Eukaryota, Viridiplantae, Streptophyta, Zygnematophyceae, Desmidiales, Closteriaceae.